Molecule: messenger RNA, 237 nt
Organism: Penicillium waksmanii
Lineage: Eukaryota; Fungi; Ascomycota; Eurotiomycetes; Eurotiales; Aspergillaceae
Exons: 2
Coding region: 1-237 (78 amino acids)
Source: RefSeq, a predicted model, not a curated record
AUGACAUGCACGGAUCCAUCAGUCAAGGACUACAAUGAAACUCUCCGAAAGAUAUCAAGGAGUCUCGAAAAUGCCCUUGAAACAUUCGGCCCUUCGUCAAUCCAAUACUAUGCCAUCCUUGAACUUCUCCAUGACUGUCUAGGCGAUAUCGAGGAAGCAAAGAAAGCGCCAUUCCAACCAACUGUCGACCCGGAUGUGCUCAGCUUAGCGAUGGGAUUCCUGAAGAUUGCAGAGUAG